CUAUUCUCUGCUCUGUGUUGUUGACGUUUGUCCGACCAAAAUUUCAAUAUUUUUCUUAUUUCUUCUCGUUUUGGUUGUUUAAUUAAGCUAUUGGAUGUUAAAAUUACCUCAUAAGCUUAUUUCCUCAAUCCCGUACUUUGUAUCGCCGAAUAUAAUUACCGGUUCCAGUUUCCAACUCACAUUGAGGAAUAUGUCAACGAAAGCAUUAGCUGAUGUGCCUAAGGUGGACAUAGAUCCCACUGGAAUAUUUAAAUACAUAUUAAUAAAUGUAUAUGACAAAGAGAAAAAUGGUGAAGAACCAACUAUAACUAUUGUGAGAGGAUAUCAGAGGUGUGAAUACCAUUCUGAUAUUUUUGAUGAGGUACAGGCCAAGCUGAACCCACUAUACUGUGAAUGUCUCGGUGGAGGCAGAAUGUCUCAUGAUCCUGAAAACAAGAAGCUCCAUAUCUAUGGCUACUCUCAGGGUUACGGGAAAGCUGACCAUGAAAUCACAGCUAAAAUAGUCAAAGAAGCCUUCCCAGCUUACACUAUUUCUAUUAGCGAUGAAGGAUAUUAAGUUGUGAAUAUUAGGUAGCUUUUAUUAAUUAAGGUAUAAUUUUUUACUCAUUGGUGUAAUCUAAUAUACUGGAAAGUUAGCAAGCAUGAUGAAAAAAUAAUUUAUUAAAUUCUUAAAUAAUUA
This is a messenger RNA of Plutella xylostella (diamondback moth), 679 nucleotides long. RefSeq names its product 14 kDa phosphohistidine phosphatase. NCBI's taxonomy places the organism in Eukaryota, Metazoa, Arthropoda, Insecta, Lepidoptera, Plutellidae. Gene Ontology annotation, molecular function: protein histidine phosphatase activity. Gene Ontology annotation, cellular component: cytosol. Gene Ontology annotation, biological process: peptidyl-histidine dephosphorylation. The record is from RefSeq and is a predicted model, not a curated record.